This is a messenger RNA of Wallemia mellicola CBS 633.66, 321 nucleotides long. RefSeq lists its product as hypothetical. The coding region runs from base 1 to 321 and encodes 106 amino acids. NCBI's taxonomy places the organism in Eukaryota, Fungi, Basidiomycota, Wallemiomycetes, Wallemiales, Wallemiaceae. The transcript is spliced from 2 exons. The record is from RefSeq and is a predicted model, not a curated record.
AUGCUCACUAGAUUCGCACGUCAGCAAACACGUACAAUUUUCACUUCCCGCGCCGUUUUAUCGAGUGUGGAAGGUCAAGCAAAGCAAGAUCCAAAGGUGAUAGAACAAGAACGUAGAAGGCAAGACAAAGCAGGAAACAAGAACGAGCACGGCGAGGAUGUGUCACCACACGAUCACGCACCUGGCUGGAAUCCUACACUUGCUACUAGCUCAGAGGAGGCCGCUAAAGCUGAUAGAGACCCUCAUGCUACACCAGAAGAGCUCGCUAAGAACGCUAACAGAACUGCUGAAAAAGUUAACAAAGACACUGGAAAUAUCUAA